AUGGCUUCUCCAGCUGCUGAACUUUCCUUUAGCUUUUUACUUCUCUUAUCAGCUGCUGAUGCUGCUAAUAAUAUUGACAUCAACAAGAUUCUCGGCGCCUACCCUGGUUUCUCAGACUUCAACAAGUUGCUGACUCAAACCGGCGUUGCUUAUGAGAUCAACCAGCAGCCGAGUUGCACUGUUCUUGUCGUCGACAAUGCUCAUAUGUCCGAGCUUUCAGGCCUAUCGCCGGAUGCAGAGAAGAACACCUUGAGCCUCCAGGUUGUGCUUGAGUAUUACGAUGAAACGAAGCUGAGGAACAUGAAUUUCAAGAGACCACUGCUUCUCACCACGCUUUACCAGCAGAGUGGGAAAGCUCAACACCACCAAGGUUUCUUGAAAAUGAAAACUGAGGGCAGUGGUCAAGUGGCGUUUGGAUCAGCUGCUCCUGGUUCUUACCUUGAUACCACGUUUGUUAAACAAAUUGUUACUGUACCUGAUCGUGUUUCGGAACUACAAGUCAGCGAUAUUAUAAAUGGUACCCGUGCUUCUUCAAAUUCAGCUUCACCAGCUUCCCUUCCUAAAGCUUCUUCUCCCAGGAAGGCACUAACACUACCACUAGCACCAGCAGCAGCAGUUCCUAGUCUUGUCGAGACUCCGGCUCUGUCCCCAAUUACUCCAACCGAGUUGCCAGGUGCUCCUGCUUCUGCUCCUGCUCCUUCUGAUGCAUCUGUUGGUUAUGAGGAUUAUGUUGCAUCCACCAUUCUUACGGUUUCACUUGGGCUUGGUUUCUUCUUACUAUGA
This is a messenger RNA of Hibiscus syriacus, 783 nucleotides long. Its product is annotated as fasciclin-like arabinogalactan protein 14. Gene Ontology annotation, cellular component: plasma membrane. The coding region runs from base 1 to 783 and encodes 260 amino acids. NCBI's taxonomy places the organism in Eukaryota, Viridiplantae, Streptophyta, Magnoliopsida, Malvales, Malvaceae. The transcript has a single exon. The record is from RefSeq and is a predicted model, not a curated record.